Molecule: messenger RNA, 3156 nt
Organism: Etheostoma spectabile (orangethroat darter)
Lineage: Eukaryota; Metazoa; Chordata; Actinopteri; Perciformes; Percidae
Gene: abi1a
Product: abl-interactor 1a
Exons: 11
Coding region: 153-1721 (522 amino acids)
Biological process (GO): neuron migration
Cellular component (GO): actin-based cell projection; SCAR complex; lamellipodium
Molecular function (GO): SH3 domain binding; signaling adaptor activity
Source: RefSeq, a predicted model, not a curated record
AGACGAUCUUUGGGUGGAGGUUGCGCCAAAGCGAGGGCAGGAAUCUCACAAUAGCAGGCGGAGGAUUUUUUUUUUCGAGGCAGCGCCGAGCUAGUGGCUGUUUCAAUCAAAGGGAAGGCAGAGGGAAGGGAGGCUCUGCGGAGAGAUGUAAGAUGGCAGAGCUACAAAUGUUGUUAGAGGAAGAGAUUCCGGCCGGUAAAAGAGCGCUCGUGGAGAGUUACCAAAACCUCACCAGAGUAGCAGACUACUGCGAGAACAAUUAUGUCCAGGCCCAGGACAAGAGGAAAGCUCUGGAGGAGACCAAAGCCUACACCACCCAGUCCCUGGCCAGCGUGGCCUACCAGAUCAAUGCCUUAGCCAACAAUGUACUUCAGCUGCUGGACAUCCAGGCCUCGCAGCUGCGGCGCAUGGAGUCCUCCAUCAACCACAUCUCUCAGACGGUGGACAUCCAUAAAGAGAAGGUGGCCAGGCGGGAGAUCGGGAUCCUGACCACCAACAAGAACACGUCGAGGACCCACAAGAUCAUAGCGCCAGCUAAUAUGGAGCGGCCUGUCAGGUACAUCAGGAAGCCUGUUGACUACACUGUACUGGACGACGUCGGCCAUGGCGUUAAGUGGCUAAAAGCCAAGCAACAUGGAAACAAUCAGUCAAUCAGAGGAGGAACACUAUCGAGGACCAAUCCGCCGACGCAGAAGCCGCCGAGCCCUCCGAUGUCAGGGCGCGGCACGCUCGGACGCAACACUUCCUACAAGACCCUGGAGCCGGUGAAGCCGCCCACGGUGCCCAACGACUACAUGACCAGCCCCGCCCGACUAGGCAACCAGCACGGCCUGCAGCACAGCCCCGGGCGCACGGCGUCGCUCAACCAGAGGCAACGCACACACAGUGGAAGCAGCGGGGGUAGCAGCAGCAGGGAAAACAGCGGCAGCAGCGGUAUUGGCAUUCCCAUCGCCGUGCCUACACCAUCCAUCCCCAACUCUGGACCAGUGGUGGCCCCUGGGCCUGGUCUGGGACCCGCUCCAAUGUCCCAGUUUGGAACCAUCUCGCGCCAGAUUUCACGGCACAACCCCUCCAACUCCUCUGUCUCUAUGGUUUCGGCCACGGGCACCUACCGCCGGGCGCCGUCGGUCACUUCCCAGUUCUCCUUGCAGCAGCAGCAACAGCUACAGCAGCAGCAGCAACUACAGCAGCAGCAGCAACUACAGCAGCAGCAGCAACAGCAGCAGCAACCUCAUAUUAAUGGAGGCACUCCUGGCUAUGGCCAGAACUCAAUGUCUAUCGCUCCUCCUCCUCCCCCCAUGCCCCAGCUGACUCCACAGAUACCACUGACUGGCUUUGUGGCCAGGAUGCAGGAGAGCAUUGCAGAUACUCCUACUCCACCUCCUCCUCCGCCUCCAGAUGACCUGCCCAUGUUUGACGACUCUCCUCCACCUCCGCCGCCUCCUCCAGUUGAUUACGAGGAGGAGGAUGCUGCCGUCGUGCAGUACAGCGACCCCUACGCUGAUGGAGACCCACAGUGGGCCCCCAAGAGCUACGUCGAGAAAGUGGUCGCCAUUUACGACUACAGCGCUGACAAGGAGGACGAGUUGAGUUUCAUGGAGGGGUCAAUCAUUUACGUCAUCAAGAAGAACGACGACGGCUGGUUCGAGGGCGUCUCCAACGGCGUCACUGGACUGUUCCCCGGCAACUAUGUGGAGUCCAUCAUGCACUACGCCGACUGAAGGGACCUCGCAGUAACAGUAAAGUCUAUUUAUUCAGUCGUAUCAUAAUCCACUGAGAGACCGACCGCCGCAAUCUUGACUUCUGAGACGCAUAGACAUGACUGUAUGAUCUCCUUUUGAUAUGACACAAUGUCCUUUCCCUUACUGAUUGCAAAUAAAAUGGAAAGUGAUAUCUAUUUAGUUUAUUUUGGUGUUAUAUGGGCGGGUGGGUGACAUUUAUGGAAUAUGUAAAAAAAAAAAAAAAAAAUGUUUCUAAAGAGUUGGACUGCACAUGCUCAUGCCGGUUGAACUCAAAGGCAAUGGUCACACAGCUGAAGGAUGUACGACAUCAUGCCUGGACAAAAGAAAUUAACGAUUCAGAACCGAAUCCCAUGUAAACGAGAGUAUUUGGUUUGAUGGAACAAAUUAAAUGUUUACCAUGUCAUGUGAACACCUUCAGUGGAAGUGUCUGUACUUUCCGUUGUAUAUAAUGUGAGCUGCAGCCACUUGGGGUUCUGUAAUGUGAAUUCAGUGAAUGUCGAUUGUAUGAUACUUUUCACUAGUGGCACCCUCAGCGACUCCAUACGGCUCAUUCGUAAAAAUAACAUGGCCGGUUAAUAAUUUACAAAUUUAAGUACUGCGUAUGGUAUUUUAAAGAUGAACAAUUACUCCUGAAAAAUCAGUCUCGGCGUUAAAGCAUGCAAACUUUUAAGAGAUAUAAUGUAGUAUUACAUUUGCCAUUAUGCUUCCAUUAUGUUGUAAAUGUAUUCACCUUUUUAAUUUUUAUGACACUGUUGAAAUCACUGAACUUUUUAGAUUUGAAGUAAAUUUCAGGCUUCCUUAUGGUCUCUCAAUGCCGAUUUGCAUUUCAAUCAUAAAAAUGAAAUGGAGUUUACUUUUUCAUACAUUUGGAUCCGUUUGACGCAAGAUAACGCAUUCCAUUUAGCAUUUUAAGAUUAUGUCACGUCCCGGUUAUUCAUUUUAUACUAAUCCACAUCAAAUCUCUAGGAUCCAUUGGUAACUGGCAAUAAUGAACUGUGCUUCUGAUAGACAGCAGAUAGUGUGCAGCGAUAAUUAGGCUGGAAUUGUCGUGCCUGACACUGCCAUGCGACAAUUCUGAUGUAACGUAGACCAAUAAACAACUCUGAUACCUCCUCAGCCGUCACAAAGCAAAGAUGACCUGCUCUGGGUUCAAGGAGCAUGUUGAAUGCUCUGAACAUGAAAUCCUCUGGGCUGCAAAGGUGUUUAUAUUUUAACUCAAAGUAAAAUCAGCCAAUCAAUAUCCGCUGUCACUCAGGUCUAGGAAUCAUCUUGACAUUGUAUUUUUUCUGUUGGACCUUGGACGUACCAUCUAACAUGAACUCAUUUUUGACUGUUCAAACUGUUGACUGUAUCAUUUAAGGAUUCUGCAGCCUACGCCUUCAUAUUUUACCAGUUUGCUUAAGAAAUUUCCAAU